Molecule: messenger RNA, 561 nt
Organism: Somion occarium
Lineage: Eukaryota; Fungi; Basidiomycota; Agaricomycetes; Polyporales; Cerrenaceae
Source: the annotation of a GenBank genome assembly
AUGCCAUGAGUAUCGUUCCUGCUCCUACGAUAAAAACCACCCACCGCCGAUGUCAUCCUCGGAUCCGCCACGUUUCGGGUUUUGGCAAAAUUAAUGACUUUUUCAUCUCGCGACUGCUGAAGAUAUUUGUAAAAAUGGCCUACUCCAUUAAUUCAUCUUCAAGUUCAGAACCUCACGUCUCGGUACUGAAGAAGAGGCCAUACUCCACGCAGCCGAUGCUACUACUCAUAAUGUAUCUGCUGCAUCGGUCGGUCACGCACCGCGUUGUCUCUUCCAUUCGACUGCGACGGACAUCCAAGUUUUCGCCUCCCAAUACGAUAUGCUCAGCAUAUUUCCUAGAACGGUUGCUCAUCGUUCAUGCUACAUCAGUGCUUCUCAAACGCCUUGUGGUCAACGAACGGUUCAGUCUCCAGGAUGCUUCUACAUAUUUUGGACAUAACCCAUGCACGUAACUUUUACGUGCUGCUUUAUGUCAACAAGUCACUGCUGUGGGCCUCAUAAGGAAGGUCAAUGUACUCUCUGGGAACUCCGUUGUAGCAUUCCGGUCAUCUUGACACGUAA